Rotaria sp. Silwood1 is the source of this 201-nucleotide messenger RNA. NCBI's taxonomy places the organism in Eukaryota, Metazoa, Rotifera, Eurotatoria, Philodinida, Philodinidae. The record is from the annotation of a GenBank genome assembly.
AUGAAAAAAUGCGAUCUUCAUGGACUAAGUACUACCACAAGAACAACAUCGACAACAACAACAUCUACAACAACAACAUCGACAACAACAACAAUAACAUCGAUAACAACAUCGACAACAACAACAAUAACAUCGACAACAACAUCGACAACAACAACGUCGACAACAACAUCGACAACAACCGCUGCUACCGGUAAGUAA